AUGGAAGUAAUAGAGCUGGUAGUUAGAGACACAGAGGAGUUAACUAACCGCUAUGUUUUAGCGGUCUACUUAAGGGGAUCACGAAUACGUGGUUUGAAUGAUGAUGAAUCAGAUUAUGAUAUAACAGUUUUAACCAAUCCAACGAAGAGAGAACUUUUAACGAAUGUGAUGUUUAGUGAAAAGCUAAGAUUACCUCAGUACAAUGUUGAAGGUAACAUAACGACAUCCGCACAUUUUUAUAAAUUGUUACUAAGGAUCUCCUGUAGCAUUGGAGACAAUUCACGCAUACCCCUUAUAUAUCGACAAAAGCUUCCAGAUCUUAGCUGCCUUAUUAUAUGA
Molecule: messenger RNA, 339 nt
Organism: Debaryomyces hansenii CBS767
Lineage: Eukaryota; Fungi; Ascomycota; Pichiomycetes; Serinales; Debaryomycetaceae
Product: DEHA2A14652p
Exons: 1
Coding region: 1-339 (112 amino acids)
Molecular function (GO): nucleotidyltransferase activity
Source: RefSeq, a predicted model, not a curated record